AUGGCGUCAACGCAGGACGCUUGGUAUAUUUCUUUACUUGGUUUAGCAGAACAUUUUCGUACAUCUAAUCCCCCUGACAUAAAAAGUUGUAUUCAAUGUUUACAAGCUGUUUUUAAUUUCAAACCACCUCAAAGAGUGGAAGCCAGAACCCAUUUACAACUUGGGAAUAUCCUUUUGACACACACUAAAAACAUCGACUUGGCGAGAACUCAUUUAGAGCAAAGUUGGUGUUUAUCUCAAAGUAUCAAUGGAUUUGACGAUGUUAAGUUUGAAGCAGCGAGUGUUCUUGCUGAUUUGUUUGAACAACAGGGUCAGCCAACUCAUUCAAAGCCUAUAUUACGAAAGGCGAUUGAAUUAUCACAACACAGUGUUUACUGGCACUGCAGGCUCAUAUUCCAACUAGCACAAAUUCAUGCAACAGAAAAAGAAUAUGAAGUAGCAAGUAGUCUACUAGGAGUAGGUGUGGAUUAUGCCCAAAUAUCAAAUUCUGCUUAUACAAGGGUGCUUUUUCUCUUAAGUAGGGUUAUGUUACUGUUAAUAGAUAAGAAGAUUCAAGAAGUUUUACCAUUAUUAAAUCAAGCCGGACAUCUUGUCGAGUCCUGGGUCGGAAGUCCACACCAAAAGGAAUACCUUAAAGUAUUCUUUCUUGUUUUACAAGUGUGUCACUAUUUAAUGGCUGGACAAGUCAAGAGUGUAAAACCCUGUCUAAAGCAAUUACAGCAAAGCAUUCAGACAAUUAUGGCACCAACGUGGCCUGAUGAUGACACGGUAUGCGGCGGCAGUCCCGGAGGCGAGUCCUUCGUGUGGCUGUCUCGGCAGCAGCUGUACGUGCUGGUCUACUUGGUGACGGUGAUGCAUUCGGCGCAGGCCGGCUACAUGGACAAGGCGCACAAGUACACGGAGAAGGCCUUGGCUCAGAUCGACAAGCUCAAUUGCAACGAAGAGCCAGGGUUGGUCAACGCGGGUCGUGGCGCCGGCCGGCGAGGGGGCGCAGCCCUGGCCUGGCGUCUACGAAUGGCUCUGGUGGAGCACGCGGCCUUGUGCCGCCUCGUGGCCGGAGGCAAAGCCAAUGCGUUGCAGGAGAUCGCGCGGGCUGCCCAUCUGCUCACGCACCCUCCGGAUGCCCAGUGCGCAGCUGCUCAUACUCCCCAACUGCACUGCCUGCUGGGCCUGUACGCCAUGUCCAUGAAUUGCAUGGACGCCGCCGAGGCGCAGUUCCACACCGCCAUACACAUGUCACAAGAGAGAGAUCUGUGGAUGUUUGCGAAAUUGAAUCUGGCUAUUGUGUAUCUACGAGGACGGAGAGAUAAUGAUUUAGCCCAAAUUAUGGAACAGGUGCGUCCCGAAGCAUUACCUGCGUACGCGCACGGCCUUCGCGCCGCGUCUUACUAUGUUCUAGGCCUACAGGCCUUCUUCCAGGCGAGAUAUAAUGAAGCCAAACGGUAUUUACGUGAAACGUUGAAGAUGGCGAACGCCGAAGACCUAAAUCGUCUUACGUCCUGCUCACUCGUGCUCUUGGGCCAUAUCUUCCUCUCUAUCAACAAUUCCCGCGAAAGCAUGAAUAUGGUGACACCUGCUAUGCAAUUGGCGAGUAAAAUACCGGACGUGCACGUGCAAUUGUGGGCGUCGGCUAUUCUCAAAGACCUCUACCGUCUCGCGGGCGACUCGGAGCGCGAGAACGAAGCGUAUCAAAUGCACUGCAAUUUCUCCCAGGCGCUGCUCAAAGACCAUUUCCAGGCCACGCAGCUCCCUCAACACGCCCUUGUGAAUUGGACUAGCGGCCCACCCCCGGCUUUGCCCGCACCUAGCGUUAGUCACACGUAG
Pieris macdunnoughi is the source of this 1824-nucleotide messenger RNA. Lineage: Eukaryota; Metazoa; Arthropoda; Insecta; Lepidoptera; Pieridae. The record is from the annotation of a GenBank genome assembly.